Podarcis raffonei (Aeolian wall lizard) is the source of this 6124-nucleotide messenger RNA. It is a transcript of the gene PLCL2, whose product is annotated as phospholipase C like 2. NCBI's taxonomy places the organism in Eukaryota, Metazoa, Chordata, Lepidosauria, Squamata, Lacertidae. Gene Ontology annotation, biological process: regulation of synaptic transmission, GABAergic; intracellular signal transduction; lipid metabolic process. The transcript has 11 exons. Gene Ontology annotation, molecular function: GABA receptor binding; inositol 1,4,5 trisphosphate binding; phosphatidylinositol-4,5-bisphosphate phospholipase C activity. Bases 2577 to 5936 code for a protein of 1119 amino acids. The record is from RefSeq and is a predicted model, not a curated record.
GCUUGCAGGCUUCCUACCGGCAUCUGGUUUGCCACUGGUGAGAACAUGAUGCUGGACUAAAUAUGCCCUUGGCCUGAGCUACCAGGGCUGUUCCUAUGUUCUUACUAAGCAAAUAUGAUUUUAUUUUUGUUUUUUGAAAUGGCAUUUACACACAGACACAUAUCUUUGAACAUUAUUGAUUAUGCAUAGAAAAAUAUCAGUGAAGCUGUAAAGUGUAGAAACCUAUCCCUGCAGAUCAAGCUAAACACAGCAGUCAACCUAGAGAGAUGUAUGUUAAAUGAAGGAAAGACAGCUGGUAAGUGGUGAACCAAGCUAUUCCAAUAGGCAAAAUUGAUUUCUUCUGUGCAAGAGACAACCCCUGGUGCCAGUUCUGAGCAGGGACUGCCACGCUGGGGACUGAGUUAAGAAUUUACAGCACAAUCCUAUGCACGUUAAUUCAGAAUAAAGUCCCACUGUGUUCAAUGGGGCAUAGUUCCCAUAGGAACAAAGCAUGAAAUGGCAACCUAUAAGAAUUACACUGCCUUUCAAUUUAUUUCCAAACACAGUGAUCUUUAUCGUUCCUAUUUUAAUUUGUGGAAUUUUGAAAGGACUGUUUCAUCUAGAAGUGAAGCAAGUCAUAUUACAAGUCAUGUUGCACCUCCAAUGAUUUUAUUGCACAGGUAAGAAGUUUCUUGCUCUUCACAGUCAGAAAAUACUUUUCUCUAUUAUUAUUUUUAAGAAAGGAAUGGCACCGUAUGGCCUGUAGAAAAGAUUGCUUGCUUUUAGGAUAAAUGAUAAUAUGGGGAGGUAUGACUUUUCUGUGAUGGUCUUCCUAAAUGGAGUUAUGAAAAUUAAGAAAGUUGUUCCUAAGUAACUUGGUAGAAAGAACAGCAGGUGCCUCAAUGUUCUAAGAAAACAUCUGGAUUCAAGAGGAAUAAUUACCAUUCUAGGGCUAACAUAUGUCUGUAUUUUCCCAGACAUUACUGGGAUUUCAAAGGCAGAAUUGAUGUCUGGGGAGAAUUUCUGAAAGGCGGCGCAUUGUCCUGGAUCUUAGGUAGUCAAUUGAAAAAAUGUGGGGUGGGUUUUUUUGCGUUUUUGUCUUUAAAAGUCUCAGCAACUUUUUGGGUGUCCUGGUUUUUACUUUUUGAAAUAUGGCAACCCUAAGUUAGGCUGUCAAGGAGCAGUGACAUAUCCUUCUUUGUGAUAUCAUUAACAUGGUUUAAAAGUCUGCUAGUCAGAGAGGUGUCAAGUGAGAACAGACGAAGAUGAAGAGAGUCAGUCUAGGUUUGGCUGCUGUUUUGGGGAGAAGGGGGAGGAUUAUGCUUCCAUGGACAGCUCACCCUUCUCCACCCCUUUCUGGAAGAGGUGCUUUGGUUCUUAUGGAAUUGUUAAAAUAACUGUUGAUAAUAGUAUUAAUUAAUCUCCAAAUAAGAAACAGAAUAUAUUUUAUAUUUAAAAAGCAAGUCAUGGUCAAGUGAGAAUGGUCCAUGAUAAAUAAUUAAGAAUCUGAAGAGGUAAAUAAAUAAAAGCUAUACUUGUUUUAAGGAAUGGUUUGUUUUCAUAAAGAAAUUAAAACAUUGGCUUAUAAUACCACUGUUUGGGGUUAAUGGUUUAUCUAAAGUUUGAGGAACUAUCAUUCAAAGUCACGAAAGUACUUUUAAGUUUUGUUCAUCACCUAAUGGUCAAUAAAUUUUGAAUUAAGGAAUGUGUAAGCACAUUUUCUCAGAGAAAUUUCAGUCAAGCUCCAUGGAUGUUCGACUUUUAUUUACCACUAUCCCAACCAACAACAAAACCUAAUUACUUGUGGCUAUUAAAACAUGAAGUCAUUAUCCUCACCAGUUUUUUACUAAGAAGAAAACGGCUCCUGCCUUCCACUGUUUUGACCAAUGAGAGCAAAGGCACUGGAAUAACAGCAGCAGUGAAACAAAUGUAGCAACAGAUCUUCAAAGCAUUCUAUAACACCUGGUGGCCCAGAAUGCAUUUCUGGAGCAAUGCAAGGAGGACACCCACAUACUGUAGUUCCUCCUACACUGCUAAACCUAAGAAGGGGCCUCGACUUUCAUUGGAAGAGCAGGGGUGCUUCCAGAUUACCUUUUGGAACAUUCCAUUCUGAUUUGUUGCAGUAGCUCAGACAACAUUGGCUGUUUACUGAGCGUUAAUAUUGAUUCAUUUGCUGUGAAGAUCAAAGAGAGCUUGUAAGACAUGAGAAUUGGAGGCAAUUGCUGUCAUCCUAACUUCAGGAUGUAGAAACAGCACAAACAGUACAAGCAAUGAGACACAACCAUUGAUUUUGGGCCAGCAGCAUUUAUUAGGUGCUGAAAAACCACGGCUGGCGCUGGCGGAACCGGGAUCUGUGCGAUCGCUCCGGCGCUUUACAACCUUUGCAGUUUGACCGACGGUCGGAGACGGGAGAGUUUUGCAACCCGCCUCUUUAGAGCCUUUGCAUAUAUCGGGGAGGAGAAAGAAAGAAAGAAAAAGCGGAAGGAGGAGAAGCCCAAUCAUCAUCAUCGCCGAGCUGCUGCAGCAGCAGGAGGAGGAGGAGGGAGGAGAAGAGAAGGGUCGUCGAUAUUGUUGCUCCUCUAGAACUGGCGAGGCUGAUGGCGGAGUUUGGCAGCAGAGGGGGUGGCACCAGCAGUGGGGGCAUAGCCUCCUCCCCAAGCCCUGCACACGGGAAGGUUGCCUUCAAAGCAGGAGAUGGGGAAGGUGGUGGUGGUGGAGGAGGUGGUGGUGGGGUUGCAAGAACCCACUUGGACAGUGCCGGCAACGGGGUCUCCAAUGGGGACUGCGCUCUGAUGGGCACCAGAGAAGAGACAGAGUCUACUCAGUCUGACAGCCCUGCCACAGAGAGAGGAUGUCCCACCCUGCAGCCAGAUGGCAAACCUGGUCACCCCAAGAAAACGAGCAUCAUCAAGGAUGGUACGAAGCAAAAAAGAGAACGGAAAAAGACGGUGUCAUUUAGCAGCAUGCCAACUGAAAAGAAGAUCAGCAGUGCAAGCGACUGUAUUAACGCCAUGGUGGAAGGCUCAGAACUCAGAAAGGUUCGCUCCAACUCUAGAAUUUACCACCGGUACUUCCUUUUAGAUGCAGACAUGCAGUCUCUACGUUGGGAGCCUUCAAAGAAGGAUUCUGAGAAAGCAAAGAUUGACGUUAAAUCAAUCAAAGAAGUGAGAACAGGGAAAAAUACAGACAUUUUUCGUAGCAAUGGAAUUUCGGAACAGAUUUCGGAAGACUGCGCAUUUUCUAUUAUUUAUGGAGAUAAUUAUGAGUCUCUAGAUCUCGUUGCAAAUUCUGCAGAUGUUGCAAAUAUUUGGGUCACUGGACUGAGAUACCUGAUAUCGUAUGGAAAACACACACUAGAUAUGCUAGAAAGUAGCCAAGAUAAAAUGCGGACUUCAUGGGUUUCACAAAUGUUUAAAGAAACAGAUAUUGAUAAUUUGGGGCGCAUAUCCAUGUGCAGAGCUGUACAGUUUAUAAAAAAUUUAAAUCCUGGUUUAAAAAGUAGUAAAAUUGAAUUGAAGUUCAAAGAGCUACACAGAACAAAAGACAAACCUGGUACAGAAAUCACAAAGGAAGAGUUUAUUGAAGUCUUUCAUGAGCUUUGCACUCGCCCUGAGAUCUAUUUUUUGUUAGUUCAAUUUUCUAGCAAUAAAGAAUUCCUGGACACAAAGGACCUUAUGAUGUUUUUAGAAGCAGAACAGGGUAUUGCACAUGUCACCGAAGAGAUAAGCCUGGAUAUUAUUCACAAAUAUGAGCCAUCUAAAGAGGGCCAGGAAAAGGGCUGGCUUUCCAUAGACGGUUUUACAAAUUAUCUUACUUCUCCAGAAUGCCAUAUAUUUGACCCAGAGCACAAAAAAGUGUGCCAGGGCAUGAACCACCCUCUAUCUCAUUAUUUUAUAAACUCAUCUCAUAACACGUACUUGAUAGAGGAUCAGUUCCGAGGCCCAUCUGAUAUCACAGGAUACAUUCGUGCUUUGAAAAUGGGGUGUCGGUGUGUCGAGUUGGAUGUGUGGGAUGGUCCUGACAAUGAACCAGUAAUUUACACAGGGCACACCAUGACCUCGCAGAUAGUCUUCCGCAGUGUAAUCGACAUAAUAAACAAAUAUGCAUUCGUUGCUUCGGAAUACCCUCUUAUUUUGUGCUUAGAAAACCACUGUUGUCUCAAGCAGCAGAAGGUGAUGGUUCAGCAUAUAAAGAAAAUAUUGGGAGACAAGGUCCACACGCAGUCUCCAAACACAGAGGAAUCUUAUCUGCCUUCUCCUGAAUCUCUUAGAGGGAAAAUACUAAUUAAAGCCAAGAAGCUGUCUCCUAAUUGUUCUGGGCUAGAGGGAGAUGUUACAGAUGAAGACGAAGGCGUAGAAAUGUCCCAGAGAAUGGGAAAAGAGGGUGUGGAACAACAGAAUAUUAUCACAGUAAAACGGUUUCAGCUCUGCAAAGAGCUUUCAGAACUGGUAAGCAUGUGUAAGUCGGUUCAAUUUAAAGAUUUUCAGGUUUCAUUUCAGCUUCAAAAAUACUGGGAAGUUUGCUCCUUCAAUGAAGUGCUUGCUACCAAAUAUGCCAAUGAAAACCCUGGAGACUUUGUGAAUUACAACAAACGUUUUCUCGCCAGGGUUUUCCCUAGCCCUAUGAGGAUUGAUUCUAGUAAUAUGAACCCACAGGAUUUUUGGAAGUGUGGCUGUCAGAUAGUAGCAAUGAACUUUCAGACACCUGGAUUAAUGAUGGACCUCAACAUUGGUUGGUUUCGACAAAACGGUAACUGUGGCUAUGUUCUUCGACCUGCUAUCAUGCGGGAAGAAGUCUCUUACUUCAGUGCAAAUACGAAGGACUCUGUGCCUGGAGUUUCACCUCAGCUCCUUCAUGUUAAGAUUAUUAGCGGACAGAACUUUCCUAAACCAAAAGGGUCAGGUGCCAAAGGUGAUGUUGUAGACCCUUAUGUCUAUGUAGAAAUCCAUGGGAUCCCUGCAGACUGUGCAGAGCAAAGGACAAAAACGGUACACCAGAAUGGGGACAACCCAAUUUUUGAUGAGAGUUUUGAAUUUCAGAUUAAUCUACCUGAACUCGCCAUGGUGCGCUUUGUAGUGCUGGACGAUGAUUAUAUCGGGGAUGAAUUUAUUGGGCAGUACACAAUUCCCUUUGAGUGUUUACAGACAGGUUAUCGCCAUGUCCCCCUUCAGUCUUUAACAGGAGAAGCUCUGGCACAUGCUUUCCUAUUUGUCCACGUUGCUAUAACUAAUAGAAGGGGUGGUGGAAAGCCGCAUAAACGGGGCCUGUCUGUCAGGAAGAGCAAGAAAUCCAGAGAAUAUGCCUGUAUGAGGACUUUAUGGAUUAAAACCAUUGACGAAGUAUUCAAGAAUGCUCUCCAGCCCAUACGGGAUGCCACAGAUUUGAGGGAGAACAUGCAGAAUGCAGUGGUUUUAUUCAAAGAGCUGUGUGGCCUCUCUCCUGUAGCAAACCUCAUGCAAUGCAUUCUGGCAGUAUCUACACGCUUGGUGAGAUCUGAUAACACACCCUUGGUUGUGAUGAAUCUCAGCGAACAGUAUCCCGUUAUGGAGUUGCAAGGAAUCAUUCCAGAAGUUUUGAAAAAAAUUGUAACAGCAUAUGAAACUAUGAUUCAAACUAUCAAGACUCUGAUAGAAAAUGCAGAUAACGUAUAUGAAAAAAUAGCCCAGUGCCAAAAAGCAGCGAUGGAGUUCCAUGAGAAUUUGCAAAGUAUAGGAGCCAGGGAAGGUUUAAAGGAGAGAAAGCUACAAAAAGCAGUGGAGAGCUUUACCUGGAAUAUUACAAUCCUAAAGGGGCAGGCUGAUCUUCUCAAAGAUGCUAAGAACAAAGCCCUGGAGAACCUAAAGCAAAUCCACUAUGCUACUGUUUCAUGUGGACUGAACAAGCCAGGAUCAGAAACAGCCGAGGGUUCAAAGCCCCGUCGAAGCCUGGAGGCUAUACCUGAAAAGGUUUUUAAAUAGCCUUUUUAAACUUCCAGAUCCAUCAAUCUUCCCAUUACGUGGUUUUAACAUGGAUUUGUUUUUUGAAAUUUCAUACUCACUGUAAGCUGAAUAUACAAACCAAGAUCUGCCUCCUAAUGUUUCUGCUAAAAAUAAUAAAAUGGGGUACGACAUCACAAGGUGCAAUAAUUUUGAAGCAAAUGAAGUCA